CUAGUUGAAGGGGGCUGUAGUGUUUAGCGGGGCGCUUCCGGGAGGCGGCGUUCAGACUGGUUCCUCGUCGCGCCGUUGUGCGGCGCAGCAUGGGCGGCGCGCGGGCCGCAGGUUGGGUGGCGGCAGGCCUGCUCCUGGGCGCGGGCGCGGGCUUCUGCCUGUAUCGCCUGGCGCGCGGCCGGCGGCGCGGCGGGCACGGGCUGCGCUCCUCGCGGUCCGCAGAAGAUUUAACCAAUGGUUCAUACGAUGAUAUUCUAAAUUCUCAACAACUUCAGAAACUCCUCUACCUGCUUGAAUCAACUGAGGAUCCUAUAAUUACUGAAAGAGCCUUGGUCACUCUGGGUAACAGUGCAGCCUUUUCAACCAACCAAGCAAUUAUUCGUGAAUUGGGUGGUAUUCCAAUUGUUGGAAAUAAAAUCAACAGUCCAAACCAGAGUAUUAAAGAGAAAGCUUUAAAUGCACUAAAUAACCUGAGUGUGAAUGUUGAAAAUCAAAUGAAGAUAAAGGUAUACAUCGGUCAAGUCUGCGAGGAUGUCCUGUCCGGUCCCCUGGACUCUGCUGUGCAGCUGGCCGGGCUGAGACUGCUAACAAACAUGACGGUUACCAAUGAGCACCAGCACAUGCUGAACAGUUUCCUUGCAGACCUGUUCCAUGUGUUACUAACUGGAAGUGGGACCACCAAGGUUCAAGUUUUGAAGCUGCUUGUGAAUUUAUCUGAAAAUCCAGCCAUGACAGAAGGACUUCUCAGUGUCCAGGUGGACUCAUCAUUCCUUUCCCUUUUUGAUGGCCAUGUGCCACAGGAGAUUCUUCUUCGAGUUCUUACACUAUUUCAGAAUAUAAAUAACUGCCUCAGAGUGGGAGGCCAUGCAGCUGUCCAGCCUCCUUUCCCUGAAGGUUCAUUGUUUUCCUUAUUGUAUGGAGAAGAAUGUGUCCAGAAAAUGAGAGCGUUAGUUUGUCAUGAUGAUAUGGACGUGAGAGAAAAGGUUGCAACAAUAAUACCAAACUUCUGAUUGGCUGUCCUAUUUUCCAGAGAAAUGCAGUCUGCUAGGUAACACACAGAAACUUACUCUCCGCCUUUUUAUAAAGGGAUUCUCUCUCAGCUGCUGAUUUUGAACUUCACAUUUUAUCUUUAACACAGUACAGGUUGUUGGGCAUCCUAAAUAUGACAUGAUGCUGAUUUAGAAUGUGAAGCAUUUCAGAUUUGGGGUUUUUGAAUUGAGUAAAGUCUAUGCAAGUAUUCCAAAGUCCAAAAAACUGAAGUGUGAAACACUUCUGGCCCCACCAUUUCAAAUAAAGGAUACUCAAUGUAUGUAACGUGCUAGGUCUUCUGGUUCAUUUUGGACCAUUUUAUUGACACUAAAAAAAUACAAGUUUGGACUAAAACCAGUUAUUUUGCUAUUUGCUGAGACACAUACUGCCUUCAGUGAAAUGGCAAUGACCUUUCUAUAUAGAGGACCCCUUUUCUUGGAAAUGACUUGCAGCGACUCAUCUGCAACAGCGUUAGUAUGGGAUUCGCUCAUCUGAGAACUGCCACAAGGACAGCCUUGUCCUUUAGCAUUGGUGAGAUCUGGAGUUAUGUCCACCUGCUAAACCAGCCAUAAUGCUUUCAGAAGUCUGUUGUAAUCAUCAGAAUCAAUUCUCACCAUUUCCAGUCAAUAAAAAAUUAAACUUUUGGGGGAAAA
This is a messenger RNA of Heterocephalus glaber (naked mole-rat), 1682 nucleotides long. RefSeq names its product armadillo repeat containing 10 (gene Armc10). Gene Ontology annotation, molecular function: protein binding. Gene Ontology annotation, biological process: negative regulation of intrinsic apoptotic signaling pathway by p53 class mediator. The record is from RefSeq and is a predicted model, not a curated record. Gene Ontology annotation, cellular component: mitochondrion. NCBI's taxonomy places the organism in Eukaryota, Metazoa, Chordata, Mammalia, Rodentia, Bathyergidae.